AAAAAAUUCCCACGGCCGACGUUAGCGGAUCUUUGUUUCAAUGUCAAAAGACACCAGUUACCCCUUCCCCUGAACCGAGCAAAAGAGCUAGUGCUCCCGGCUCAGACCGUCAUUGUCUGGUAUCUAGAUCACGAGUCGAGCCGAGACGGCAUCACCUCCCCUCUAGCCUCUGCUUCUCCCAUCUGUCACCCUCAGCAUCGAGCUCCACCAACGAACUGUGGAUGGUCCUUGGCCCCUUCCUCCCAUUCGAAGCAUGUAGCUCAUGCACCAGUUCUCCGUUUCUGCCAUAGUGUCCCCAGCUGCUGUCACCCGGUAGCUCGGGCGAUACCAGCAUCCAAGGUCCAGUAUACGGCGAGUUGAACAUGGUCCAUCGAUCUUUAUUCUCUCGCCUUUCCCGUUUCUCUACCUCCACAUCCGCUUCCGCCGAGUUCUUUCGACCUCUUUCGCUGGACGUGUCACGGCUAGUUGUGACGACACGGGUGAAGAUGCCCCUUUUCCCCUCUGUGCCCCCGGGCCACUUCCAACUCCUCGCCCACCUCGAUGGAGUCCAUGAGGUGAUUGACUCUCUCAGUUUAACAAAUGCCGACCUCGAAAGGCCUGUCUCUUGUGUUGACUUGGUUUCUAAAGUCGCAAACUUGGUAAGGGGAGCGCCUCUGUUCCUCGGGUCAUGGACUGCCCCAAACAAGCUCUUGUUUUUCAACCUUCGGCUUUGUUGCAUCUUCCGCUUUUGUUUUCGGCGCCACAUGAGGUAGGCUACCUCACAAGCUACAAGGAGGGCCACCGUGAGGAUUAGACCUAUCGUGAGAGCUGCUGCUUGGCCAGAGGACAUGUUUUCAGAGUUGGCUGUGCCGUCCUCGCCUGGUGGUAGCGGGAGGAAGGAUGUGGUCACUGUUGUGUUGUCGAUGCUUGUUGGGAUGUGCGUUGGUGCUAGGCUCCUUGUCGGGAGGGUUGUCUGUGUCGAGGUGACAGGAUUGCUUUCUGGCUCGGCUUGUACAGUCUGAGAAGAGUCCGUGAUAAAAAAAGCAGGACUGCAAAGUUCAGGGUCUGCAGAGACGUAUCCGCCCUCUUUGGUUUGCGGUUUGAAGCGGAGGACAUAACGAGUCUUGGUCGAUAAUGUUUGUGGGGGUAUGUUGGGUGUUUUCAAGUUGAUUGAUCCGUCAUGGCCGAGGUUGAUUGCCCCUUGCGCACACUAUCAGCACGGAGUGGCUGUGAGCAACAGAUCAAACUUACUGGCAAGGCACAAAGCCAUGGGGUUGACCUCGAAAUUCCAUGUUGUCAACCAAAGGUCAUACACACUAUUGUUGAGGGCAUUCCAAGAUAUGGGAAUGUUUUGUCCGUGCGUGGAUAUGAAAAAAUAGAAAUAGACGCGCUGCAAGUUGGCAAUCCCACGGGACUGCGAGCCGCGAGGCCUUUAUGUUGGUGAUAAUAUCCGCCAUUCCAGCCAAGCGUUGCCCGCACUCGAAUGCAGUUGCUCUCCCAACAUGGUGGUUCACCACGCGGUGUGCCCAACAAACCUCGAUCGGGCGGUGAUAACCAGGUUGAGUGAAAUGGCUGCAGGACCGCUUGGCCGCAUUGGGGUGCACCUGAGCGCGCCAACGAAUGGAGACGAUGGAAUACCCGCAGAAGCGCGACUUCAAACCAACAUGGCUAUGAAGAAGGAUAUCUCUCUCUCUUGGCCCUGCGGUUGUGACCUGGCCGCCAUUGGUGGCCUAGCCGUCGCUGGCGCUUAUACCAGACUGCCGGAGCUUCUUGAAAGCAAAUCUGCCUGGUCGCCAAUCUGCGACAAUAUCCAAGGCCAUCACGAAGCCGACACGUCGUCGCUGAAUACACAGCAGAGAGACGAAAACACGAGCUAG
This is a messenger RNA of Podospora pseudocomata, 1856 nucleotides long. RefSeq lists its product as uncharacterized. NCBI's taxonomy places the organism in Eukaryota, Fungi, Ascomycota, Sordariomycetes, Sordariales, Podosporaceae. The coding region runs from base 1482 to 1856 and encodes 124 amino acids. The transcript has 3 exons. The record is from RefSeq and is a predicted model, not a curated record.